AUGUACUCAACAGAAGACACGACGCAAGAGUUAAAAGAAAUUAUAUCCUGUCAAGAGGAUAAAAUAUGUAAGUUAAAUAAAAAACUAGAAGAGUUUGAUUCAGUGGUUUCUGAAAGAAAUAAAUUACGAGAAAUUUUCAAAGAAUUUGAAAAGAGUCAUGAAGACAGUAUGAACGCCCAUAAGAAAGCGUUUUGCGAACUAUCAGCUACGUGUGACGAGCAAUCGAAAAAGCUUAAGGAAUGUGCAAAUUCAGAAUAUCAAUGGGAACUCAAGUACGGGAAACUAGAAGACGCCAACAACUGUAUGUGUCGUGAGAUCAAAAUUCUGAAAUGUAAUGAAAGUAAAUUACAAUCCCAGUUAGCAGAGACCGAAGUAACUUUGAAAUGUGUUCAGAAGGAAUUAUGUCAAACUAAAGUAAAUAUUUCCUUUUCUUGA
This is a messenger RNA of Macrosiphum euphorbiae (potato aphid), 435 nucleotides long. The record is from the annotation of a GenBank genome assembly. NCBI's taxonomy places the organism in Eukaryota, Metazoa, Arthropoda, Insecta, Hemiptera, Aphididae.